UGAGAUAUGUAAAGAAUAUCUAUCGGUUAAGUGGCGAUGGAACUAAUUUUCUCCGUUCAUCUUUUUCCCAUCUAAUGGCUCUGAAUCUCUGCCCUCAUCUGCUCCAAGUUCUUCCUGUUUCCUCGGAGAAAAUCCAAAUGGGGAUUCUUAGAAAGGCUUCACCUUUACUCAUCUCAUUAAAAGAUCUCAGAGGGCAAAGCUUUCAUCCGCUUCAUAGCUACAGCAGCGGAGGAGGUGCUUCGGUCUCUGAUGCAGUACAGGAAGAGCAGAUACAAAGCUAUGAAUCGGCCGAAACCGAUAUUUCUGAAACCAAUCCUUCCACUUCGAAGCUUGUUCUCGUAGUUGGAGGAACAGGAGGAGUAGGGCAGCUUAUAGUGGCAUCAUUGCUAAAGCGCAAUAUCAAAACACGACUACUGUUAAGGGAACCUGCAAAAGCGAAAUCUUUAUUUGGUGUGCAAGACGAGAAUUCUUUAAAGAUAUGGAAAGGGGAUACAAGGAAUCCUGAUGAUUUAGAUUCAACCAUUUUCGAGGGAGUUACUCAUGUAAUUUGCUGCACGGGUACUACAGCAUUUCCUUCAAGGCGAUGGAAUGGAGAAAAUACACCCGAAAGAGUAGAUUGGGAUGGGGUGCGGAAUCUGGCAUCAGCCUUGCCUCCAACAUUAAAGAGAAUUGUUCUGGUCUCAUCUGUAGGUGUCACAAAAUUCCAUGAACUCCCAUGGAGUAUCAUGAAUUUAUUUGGCGUUCUAAAGUUCAAGAAGAUGGGGGAGGAUUUCAUUCGAGACUCCGGCCUUCCCUUCACCAUCAUUAGAGCUGGAAGGCUGACUGAUGGGCCUUACACUUCAUAUGAUCUUAAUACAGUGCUUCAGGCAACGGCAGGGAAACGUCGUGCUGUGGUUAUUGGAAAAGGAGAUAAACUUGUUGGUGAGGCUAGCAGAAUUGUAGUGGCAGAAGCAUGCAUACAGGCGCUGGACAUAGAGUUCACUCAGGGACAAAUAUAUGAGAUUAAUUCAAUCGAGGGAGAAGGGCCUGGAAAUGACCCGGAAAAAUGGAGGGAGCUAUUCAAAGCAGCUGAAGAAGAUUAGAUGGAUCAACUGCUGUUUUGCUUUAAGUUCAUUACAAUCAUAUAUAUAUAUAUUCUCAUUUCAGGCCAGAUUUCAAAUCGAGUCGAAUUAUAUUUGCGCAACAAUGGGGCAAACUUAAAAUCCAUUUCGUCUAGAGUGAAAUUCAAAAUUUAAGUGAAAUAGCAUCAUGUCGAGCGAAUUUUAUGUCAAACAAAAAUUGAGCGUACUUCGUGUUUUAAAAUUUUUCUUGCAGAUUCAAACCAGAAGAACUAUUACAUGUUCAAGAUAGAUUCAUAAUGGAUUGCUUCUUCUCAGUUAUGGA
Molecule: messenger RNA, 1383 nt
Organism: Phalaenopsis equestris
Lineage: Eukaryota; Viridiplantae; Streptophyta; Magnoliopsida; Asparagales; Orchidaceae
Exons: 9
Coding region: 75-1082 (335 amino acids)
Source: RefSeq, a predicted model, not a curated record